UUCCUUCUCAUACUAAAUAGCUAGUUCCAAGAUGGCAGUUGUACUAAUCACAGGCUCAUUGGUUGUAGGAAUAUUUUUUCUAAUUGCAUUCCUAUUCAGACGGCGGAAUGUAGACAUACCUGGACCAAAAGGCAUUCCCUUAUUAGGAAAUGCGCUACAACUCUCCAAAGAUACACCAUAUAUUCAGAUUCAAAAGUGGGCGAAGGAAUUCGGAAGUGUCUUCAAACUCAGAGAAGAAAUUGUCGUUUGUAGCGAUUAUGAAACGAUCAUGAUGACAAAGUCAGAUGAUUUUGCAGGACGACCAAAAUCUUGGCGAUUCACUUUUGUAAUUCCUGGUGGCGAUAAAGGUAUCGCCUUUCAAGAUUUCAACGAAUCGCAGAAGCUAAUGCGAAAACUUGCUGUUCAA
Messenger RNA from Owenia fusiformis, 406 nucleotides. The record is from the annotation of a GenBank genome assembly. Lineage: Eukaryota; Metazoa; Annelida; Polychaeta; Sabellida; Oweniidae.